AUGGCAAACAACAGCGGCUCCAAAGCCGAACUCGUUGUGGGAGGGAAAUACAAACUGGUGCGGAAGAUCGGGUCUGGCUCCUUUGGAGACGUUUAUCUGGGCAUCACCACCACCAACGGCGAGGAAGUAGCAGUGAAGCUGGAAUCUCAGAAAGUCAAGCACCCCCAGUUGCUGUAUGAGAGCAAACUCUACACGAUUCUUCAAGGUGGGGUUGGCAUCCCCCACAUGCACUGGUAUGGUCAGGAAAAAGACAACAAUGUGCUAGUCAUGGACCUUCUGGGACCCAGCCUCGAAGACCUCUUUAAUUUCUGUUCAAGAAGGUUCACCAUGAAAACUGUACUUAUGUUAGCCGACCAGAUGAUCAGCAGAAUUGAAUACGUGCAUACAAAGAAUUUUCUACACCGAGACAUUAAACCAGAUAACUUCCUGAUGGGUACUGGGCGUCACUGUAAUAAGUUGUUCCUUAUUGAUUUUGGUUUGGCCAAAAAGUACAGAGACAACAGGACCAGGCAACACAUACCGUACAGAGAAGAUAAACACCUCAUUGGCACUGUCCGAUAUGCCAGCAUCAAUGCACAUCUUGGUAUUGAGCAGAGCCGCCGAGAUGACAUGGAAUCCUUAGGCUACGUUUUCAUGUAUUUUAAUAGAACCAGCCUGCCGUGGCAAGGACUAAGGGCUAUGACAAAAAAACAAAAAUAUGAAAAGAUUAGUGAGAAGAAGGUGUCCACCCCUGUUGAAGUUUUAUGUAAGGGGUUUCCUGCAGAAUUCGCCAUGUACUUGAACUACUGUCGUGGGCUGCGCUUUGAGGAAGUCCCAGAUUACAUGUAUCUGAGGCAGCUAUUCCGCAUUCUUUUCAGGACCCUGAACCACCAAUAUGACUACACAUUUGAUUGGACGAUGUUAAAGCAGAAAGCAGCACAGCAGGCAGCUUCUUCCAGUGGGCAGGGUCAGCAGGCCCAAACCCAGACAGGCAAGCAAACUGAAAAAAACAAGAAUAAUGUGAAAGAUAACUAAGCGUGAAUGAGGAACAGAAGAAGCAGAGCAGAUGAUUCGAGCAGCAUUUGUUUCUCCCCACAUCUAGAAAUUGUAGUUCAUAUGUACACCAGCUAGUGGCUGUGGACAACCAUUUAGUUGGUGUAAAAAACUUUAUUUCAAUAUAAACUGACUCUGGGGAGCGUUGGUGAUGCUGUAUCCCAAAGUGUAGCUGCUGUAAUUGUGAAUAUUAACUGAGGUAGUGAAACGUG
Molecule: messenger RNA, 1244 nt
Organism: Pan troglodytes (chimpanzee)
Lineage: Eukaryota; Metazoa; Chordata; Mammalia; Primates; Hominidae
Gene: CSNK1A1L
Product: casein kinase 1 alpha 1 like
Exons: 1
Coding region: 1-1014 (337 amino acids)
Biological process (GO): protein phosphorylation
Molecular function (GO): protein kinase activity; ATP binding
Source: RefSeq, a predicted model, not a curated record